This is a messenger RNA of Radiomyces spectabilis, 1836 nucleotides long. Its product is annotated as coth protein-domain-containing protein. The coding region runs from base 1 to 1794 and encodes 597 amino acids. Lineage: Eukaryota; Fungi; Mucoromycota; Mucoromycetes; Mucorales; Radiomycetaceae. The transcript has 5 exons. The record is from RefSeq and is a predicted model, not a curated record.
AUGGUUGUUGAAACUUUAUGGCGCGUUUCCGUUGCCUUGGAAGAAAUUGAAGCCAGCCGUCUCGCUGUGUUCAAAGUUAUCAGCGAUACGAGCAAGAAUCCGCUUAUAAAACUCGGUGUACGUCUCGUGGACGAUCCGCAAGUGUAUGUGCUUCAGCAGUCGGAUUUGGAUCCUUUACUUCACGUGGGCAGUGCACCGGCAUCGAAACCUUACCAUUAUUUGCGGAUGUAUGUGAAUGAAACUCUUGUUGACGAAGAAAAAUUUGAUCGCCCAGCUUCGUCAGCUGCUUUGCAUGAAUUCUAUGGCCGCCAGCAAACCACGAUCAAACAAUUGACGGAUCAUUCUUUGCCAAGCGUAUUUGCCGACGAACCAAAGUUCAAAAGACUGGACAGUAGCAUCGUGCAUCCAAAAGACGAAAUUCCUACAUUGCACGUCAGAACCACCGAUAUCGAUCUUCAAGAAUUGUACGAAAACUAUUUGGAAGAUUUCGCCAUCGUUGCCAAUUUGACACAUAUAAGCUCGGGUAACAUACGAUUUUUCGAACAAGCCAAAUUUCAGCUCGGUGGACAAACAUCCAGACUUUUCGAAAAAUUCUCAUUCAAUAUUCAUCUGGCAAAACAACAAGGCAUGUCGCUGGGAGGAUAUCGCAAGUUCAAGCUGCGCGCUGCUGCUACUGAUCCAACCUUUAUCCGUGAGAAGCUCUACUACGAUGUUCUUGACGCUGCUGGUUUACCUGCUUCCCAUGCUUCCUAUGUGAGAUUAUUUAUCAAUGAAGAACCGUUGGGUUUAUACGUUUUAAUCGAUAAUUAUAAAAAUCCUUUCCUGAAGAACGUAUUUGGGCAAGGCCAGAAAUACAAGCAAGGAGUCCUUUAUCAAGGAAGUAUGCCCGAAAAUCCCAUGGCUCCUGGUCGUCUUGGGGCUGGGGCUACCCUGGCUUUCUACGGCCUGACCGACACAGAUUACGCGGAGAACGGCAAGUCAUUGUACAAAGUACAACAGGAAGGUGCCGCUGGCUCGAAUGGACUGAAGGAACUCAUUGAGUUUAUGGAGUUUAUCAAUGGCACGGCCAUCAAGAUGGAUACUCUCGCUUCUUCGCAAUUUGAUGACCUGCAGGAAGCAUGGAAUGCCCGAUUUGAUGUUCGAUUGUUUUUAAAAAAUAUUGCACUGGAAAUCAUUAUGGGCCAUGUGGAUGGGUAUCUUGGAGCUGCCCAUAACUUUUUCCUUUAUCAGAAUCCCGCCGAUCGUCGAUUUUUAUGGCUGUCUGCCGAUCUGGAUCAAACCAUGGGUAAUACCAUGAUCCCUUUCCGAAAUACUACCAGUCACAACGAGCCGUUGACAUCGUUGGACCGAUUCGAUCUGAUGAACUCACAACGAAAACGGCCCUUGAUGCGACAUAUCAUGAGAAUUCCUGGUUUCCAAGCCCAGUUUCACGGCAUUUUGAAAGACAUCCAUCAAGCACUGUUUCAACCGAAUAAACUGAUAGAGCGAAUGCAAGUAUUGGUCGACGCUAUCAGAGACGAUGUCGCGUGGGAUGCCAGCAUUCGCAAGGUUCGUUCUUCUGCUUUUGCCAAUGACCAGAUCGCUCAGAAACAUCGCGAGCAAAUCCAACAAAAGAUCUUGCAAAUGCCAUUGGGUCAAGACUUCCUCGAGCGCAUCAAUGCUAUUGAUUUUGAUGCGGCUGUUAAUGGGCCCUUGGAUGGCCACCCUUCGCUCAUGCCACUCCGUGAUUGGCUACGAGAAAUAGAAAACUUGCUAAACCUUUAUGUGUCUACCCCUUUUAACGUUUUGAUUUAAAAUUAGAAACUCUGUGCCUUGACAUAAUUUCACCCAUUUGAA